Messenger RNA from Prionailurus viverrinus (fishing cat), 805 nucleotides. Its product is annotated as cystatin-C-like. The coding region runs from base 95 to 538 and encodes 147 amino acids. Gene Ontology annotation, molecular function: cysteine-type endopeptidase inhibitor activity. NCBI's taxonomy places the organism in Eukaryota, Metazoa, Chordata, Mammalia, Carnivora, Felidae. The transcript is spliced from 3 exons. The record is from RefSeq and is a predicted model, not a curated record.
GAGGGAAUAAAAGCGCUGCGGCCGGCUGGGUGCUGCUUAUCUACGUUGGAUCACUUCCUACGGUAACCUGUGCGCUGUCGAUCGCGAACACACCAUGGCCGGGUCCUUGCGCACCCCGCUGCUCCUGCUAGCCGCUGUGGCCCUGACUCUGGCCCUGGCUAUGAGUCCCGGGACCGGCAGGAGAAACAACAAGUCUGCGCUGGUGGGCGCCCCGUUGGAUGCCGACGUCAACGAGGAGGGCGUGCAGCAGGCGCUGAACUUCGCCCUCAGCGAGUACAACAAGGCGAGCAACGACGCGUACCACAGCCGUGCGAUGCGGGUGGUGCGUGCCCGAAAGCAGGUCGUGGCUGGGAUGAACUACUUCUUGGACGUGGAGAUUGGACGAACCAGAUGUACCAAGUCCCAGCCCAACUUGGACACCUGUCCCUUUCAUGACCAGCCACACCUGAUGAGGAAAACGCUCUGCUCUUUCCAGAUAUACACUGUACCCUGGAUGGGCAAGACAUCCCUGGUGAAGUCCAGCUGCCAGGAUGCAUAGAGGACCCUGUGACAGGCUGGGUUGCUCUGGCCCCCUUCUCCCACCCCGCUCCCCCCUUGUAGAACUCCUAAUCCUUGGAAGGGUAGCCCUGUCCAGGUGAUGUCCCCUCAGUGUGCUGGUCCCAGGAGACAAAUAGAAAAGGGUUCUGGGGCAUUUUCUGAACAGCUAAGUGACUGUAGCUCCUUUCUUUUAAUUGUUUUCCAAAUGUACCAGUAUGUAGUGCACUUGUUCUGCUCUAUCUUCAUCAAUAAAAAGUAACAUCAGCUA